GGAAUGAAAUUGCUUAGUCUUCACUUCAGUAUGGCCUAUGAUCACAUCGUUGAGGCAUACAAAAAUGCUUCAUGGCCGAAAACUGCGUUUUGGACCUCAGGAACAGAUUACGGUUGCGAAGGUUCGUUUGGCUUUUGCUCCACCAACACUCUACUGCGUCAAGAAGCUAAAUGGGCUGAGGGUCAGCCUGACAAUGCCAACGGCACAGAACACUGUGUUUCGGUAGAGGUGCAGAAUAAUUCUGCCCUCUUGUAUGACGAAAACUGUCUCAGCAAAAAGCGCUUCAUUUGCGAAGGCCGUGUUCAAUCUCUUAUCGUUGCAACGGCGGUAGAAGAGGAAUGCUCUAUGAUCUACGGGCUUACUAAAGCGGACGUGCGCAAGGUAUUAAAAACUGGGCCAUCGAACUUGAGGGAAAAAUGCUUCAUGAAAUGCUUUGGAGAAGCAACAGGACUUUAUAUAAAUGGAAAACUUGUGGAGGAAAAAUUGUACGCGAUGUUUUCUGACAUUUCCUCUGAAGAUGUUGCGCAGUUAACUAAAAUGUACACCACAAUGGACUACUGCUCCAACAUGACACGAGGAAUGGACAUUUGUGACAAAGCUGCAGAAUUGUUUCGCUGUGGAGUAGAAAAUGCUCCGGAAGUCAUGGCUGAAAUCGUAGACAGAAUGGAAAAGACAAUAACCGAGAGCCCCAUCUUGCUUCCUGAAGCCAAGUCCUAUUGCCCACCACACAAUUGCUAUAUACAAACCGAACUGAAAACGCUUUUUGACGCAGCGCAAAACAGCACGUACAUCGCAUUUCCAGGUGGAUAUGGAUAUGUGACUCAUACCUGCGGUGGCAAAUUCUUGACGGUAACCUCUACUAAAGAGGAAAAAGAUUUGCCUGGUGCUCUUGAAGUUUGUUGCUGGUUUGGACUGCGGCUAAUGGUGAUCCAAACAGAGCAAAAAUACGACUGCUUGAUCAGCAAUAAAAUCAAUGGAAAUAGAACUAAUAAUUGGUUCGUAGUAGCCGGUUCUCGGAUUGGAUUCCCGACAAAACCGACUUGGUGCUUCACUGGGGAUCUGGUUGACCUUACCAUGGGUGAAAAUAGCAUGGGCACACAAGGGAGUCGGUAUCCAUUUGUCACGGCGUUUACAUUCGCAAAAAAACAAUUUGGAGCAUAUUCCGAGAGCCUUGCAGAAGUAGCGUGCGAGUCUUUUUAA
Messenger RNA from Cloeon dipterum, 1200 nucleotides. RefSeq lists its product as uncharacterized. Lineage: Eukaryota; Metazoa; Arthropoda; Insecta; Ephemeroptera; Baetidae. Gene Ontology annotation, molecular function: odorant binding. The transcript has 11 exons. Bases 4 to 1200 code for a protein of 398 amino acids. The record is from RefSeq and is a predicted model, not a curated record.